CUUUGUCUUAUGUAAAUCUAAAUUACAUCCAUUCUGCAUUCACACCUGGAACGAUUGUUCACCUGCAACAGAAAUGGAUGAUGAAAUUGCUGCUGUUGUUAUUGACAAUGGAUCUGGGAUGUGCAAGGUUGGUUUUGCUGGAGAUGAUGCUCCCCCUGUCGUCAUUCCAUCCUUUGUUGGAUCCCACAAGUACAGGGCUGCAUCAAAUGCCUACGUGGGAAACGAGGCCCAGGAAAAGAGGGGCGUCUUGGCCCUGAAAUACAUCACUGAUAACAACUUUGUGACUGAUUGGGAUGAUUUGGAAAAGCUUUUACAACAUGCCCUUUGCAAUGAGCUCCGUGUGAGUCCUCAAGAGCAUCCAGUCCUGCUGUCAGAGCAUGCAACCACACCCAAAGUCAACAGAGAGAAGAUGACAAUGAUAAUGUUUGAGUGCAUCAAGGUUCCUGCCCUUUAUACGGCCAAUCAGUGUGCCCUGUCUCUGUUUUGCUCUGGUCGCACCACAGGAGUUGUAUUAGGAUCUGGUGAUGGUUACAGCCAAACUGUCCCUAUUUAUGAAGGCUAUGGUUUGCCCCACGCCUUUCUUUGCACACGCGUGUCUGGAAGAAACCUGACGGAGUACUUGAUGAGGAUUCUCACAGAAAGAGGCCACCGUUUCACUAAUGCUGAGUUUGAAAUUGUUCGAGAAAUGAAGGAGAAGCUCUGCUACAUUGCUUUGGACUAUGAGCAGGAGAUGCAGAAAGCAGUUCUCUCACUAGAGAAGGACUACGAGCUUCCUGAUGGACAAAUUGUUACGAUCGGCAAUGAGAGGUUCCGCUGUCCAGAGCUCUUCUUCGAUCCAUCUUUUAUUGGAGAAGAGUCACCUGGUGUUCAUGAGAACACUUACAACAGCAUCAUGAAGUGUGAAAUAGACAUCCGGAAAGACCUGUAUUCUAACAUUGUGCUUUCUGGAGGCUCCAGCUUGUUCCCUGGAUUUGAAGACCGCAUGCAGAGAGAGAUGACUGCUUUGGCCCCGUCUACUAUGAAAAUCAAGGUUAUUGCUCCACCUGAGAGGAAGUACUCUGCCUGGAUUGGUGGCUCCAUCCUGGCCUCCCUGUCCACCUUCCAGCAGAUGUGGAUCAGCAAGCAGGAGUACGAUGAAUGUGGUCCAUCUAUUGUCCAUCGAAAGUGCUUCUAGAGCACCUUUUUCCUGUCCCAGGGGUCACCAUGCUGCUGCAUCCGACUGAGGUUGUCUGCAGUGGCGGAGCUAAAGUUUUUUAUUUAGGGGGCUAGAGGAGGGCAAAGCUAUCUCAGGGGGGUCCACAGUUUUUUAACAAUUUAAAGACAC
Fundulus heteroclitus (mummichog) is the source of this 1324-nucleotide messenger RNA. Its product is annotated as actin, cytoplasmic. The coding region runs from base 74 to 1174 and encodes 366 amino acids. NCBI's taxonomy places the organism in Eukaryota, Metazoa, Chordata, Actinopteri, Cyprinodontiformes, Fundulidae. The record is from RefSeq and is a predicted model, not a curated record. The transcript is spliced from 10 exons.